CACUAAUAAUCGUUUUUGCCAUCAUAUGUCAACGUGAAACAGUGAAGUUUGACACAAUCUGCCACUAUAAACUAAGCGAAACAACAUGGCUUUAACUUUAGGGAGACUAUCAGUUAAUAAUGGCUUUAGGAGGUCAGUUCACCACAUUACUUUAAACUCAGUGAAAGGACAAAGAUUUUACAGCACCAUUUCAAAAGAAGAAAGAAAAAGCGCUGGCCCAGGUAAAGUAUUAUCCGAGGUUCCGGUUUUUGUCAAUAGAGGUGCAAGUGGGACGGUGAUUUCUGAGAGGAGGGGUACGGUGAUGCUUAUUGGGAUUAACCGUCCUGAAGCGCGUAAUGCAGUAAAUCAAGAGACCGCUCAGAGACUGACUGAGGAGCUGUCGGCCUUUGACCAGGACAACAGCCUUAAUGUGGCAGUGCUUUAUGGAGUCGGAGGGAAUUUCUGUGCUGGUUUUGAUCUGAAGGAGUUGGCCCACACCUCUGAUUCUUUCAAACUGGAGCAAGAUGUCAGCCGUGGUCCUGGUCCCAUGGGUCCAUCUCGUAUGAGGCUCUCAAAACCCUUGAUCGCAGCAGUCAGUGGGUACGCUGUGGCUGGGGGUCUGGAGCUGGCCCUGUUGGCUGACCUGAGGGUGGUCGAGGAGAGCUCCAUCAUGGGCGUUUUCUGUCGCAGAUUUGGUGUGCCAUUGAUUGAUGGGGGUACGGUGAGAUUGCCCCAGCUGAUUGGUCUCUCACGAGCACUAGACCUCAUCCUCACAGGCCGACCGGUUAAGGCACAAGAGGCUUUAACAUUUGGACUGGCAAACAGAGUGGUGCCUGAUGGCCAAGCACUUCAAGUGGCUCUUGAACUUGCCGAACAGGUCAGCGCAUUUCCCCAGCUCUGUCUCCGUGCAGACCGUAACUCCGCCUACCACGCAGUCUUUGACUCCACCUCCUUCACCCAGGCCAUGCAGUAUGAGUUUGACCAUGGCCUGCCAGUCGUUGUAGCUGAAGCAGUCACUGGAGCAACAAAAUUCAGCUUAGGUGCUGGAAGGGGUGGGACGUUCUCUAAGAGUAAACUGUAAACGGCCAGAUGAACAGAUGUAAGAUGUUAAUUUUACAGUUUAUCACAGGUUAAAGUCUAUGGACUGUUUUUUGACCCAUUCCAGACAUGGGUUAAGAUAUCACUUGCACAUAGUAACACAAACAAUAAUAAGAACUUGUUCUCAGUAUUCUGUAAUUGUUAUUAAACCAACUUGCAUAUCAUGAAAGGAUGUGCAUUUGCCAUUAUCAGUUUUUUAAAAACCAUACUGAAGAACAUUUUUUCAGGGGAUUUGUCUUGCAUGUUUGUAAGUACAGUACAUGAGUGGUUAUUUUGCCAAUGCUGUUAUGUUCACUUUCACUGAUCAGCCACAACAUUAAAACCACCUGCCCAAUA
This is a messenger RNA of Cyprinus carpio (common carp), 1413 nucleotides long. RefSeq lists its product as uncharacterized. Lineage: Eukaryota; Metazoa; Chordata; Actinopteri; Cypriniformes; Cyprinidae. The record is from RefSeq and is a predicted model, not a curated record. Gene Ontology annotation, molecular function: catalytic activity.